AUGGCGUCUCCAAAGGUAUCUGCGGCUCUGCAGCAAAUCGCAGCAUCAGAGGAGAAGGGACCAGGUUACGAAGCUCUACUGUCCCAAGUCCAAUUCACAUCUAGCUCCGCCCAGCUCCCAGGAGACCUAAUCGCCAUCCUCGACGCCAUAUUCGCCGACUCGUUGGGCAUUGUAGCCACACGUUCGCUUGCUGGCUCAUUUGUAGCAAACCUGAAGACCCUGAAAACAAAUGAAGCCAAAAUCGAAGUUGGCGAGCACGCUCUAGGCAUCUUCCAAUCCCAAGCGGCCUCCUACGAAGAACAGAAUGCGCAUGUCCGCGAGCUUAUGGCAGAUGCGUACGAAGCAGAUGAAGGAAACUUGGAAGCUGCGAAGAUCCUGGCGGGCAUCCCUCUCGAAUCAUCCCAGCGCAAGGUGUCAAAUGAGGAUAAGGUCAAAUUCUGGAUUCGCAUUACGAGAAACUACCUUGAGGUCGACGAUACUACACUCGCGGAACAGUAUCUCAACAAAGCCAAGAACCUUAUAUACACUGUCUCAGAUCGCGAUCUGAAUCUACAUUUCAAGCUCUGUCAAGCCCGUAUCCAGGAUGCGAGACGCAACUUUUUAGCUGCGGCGCAGGGAUAUCAGGAUAUCAGUUUCAUGCCGGUCAUUGCGGAAGAAGAGCGUCUUCAUACUUUGAGCAUGGCUAUUAAAUGUGCGGUCCUAGCACCAGCUGGUCCAGCUAGGAGUCGGGCGUUGGGGCGACUUUACAAGGAUGAGAGAGCUGUUACGUUGGGCGAGUAUGGUAUUCUGGAGAAGAUGUUUCUGGAUAGGCUUUUGACGCCGGAGGAAGUGGCUAAAUUUGCUGAAGGACUGGCUGAACAUCAACUGGCAAAAACAUCUGAUGGAAGUACGGUUUUGGCAAAGGCUGUCGUGGAACAUAACCUGCGAGGUGCUUCGAGACUGUUUAACAAUAUUGGUUUUGACGCUUUGGGUUUGUUAUUGGGUUUGGAUGGGGAUAAGGCCGAAGAGACAACCGCUAGGAUGAUUGAGCAAGGUCGAUUAGUGGGCAGGAUUGACCAGGUUGAGAGAAUCAUUUGGUUUGAGGCUCGUGAGGCUUCAGGUGAGAAGGGUAGUGGUAGAGCUGAGGGCGUUGUUGGGAAAGAAUUGCGGAGAUGGGACUCUAAUGUUCAGGGUCUUGCAGAAGAAGUCGAGAAGGUCACUUCAGAACUGCAGCUACGCUACCCUGACUUUGUUGCAGCCAAUUUAACCGUUUGA
This is a messenger RNA of Lachnellula hyalina, 1254 nucleotides long. It is a transcript of the gene csn-4, whose product is annotated as COP9 signalosome complex subunit. The transcript has 2 exons. NCBI's taxonomy places the organism in Eukaryota, Fungi, Ascomycota, Leotiomycetes, Helotiales, Lachnaceae. The coding region runs from base 1 to 1254 and encodes 417 amino acids. The record is from RefSeq and is a predicted model, not a curated record. Gene Ontology annotation, cellular component: COP9 signalosome; cytosol.